Messenger RNA from Trichomonas vaginalis G3, 1464 nucleotides. Its product is annotated as spectrin binding. The record is from RefSeq and is a predicted model, not a curated record. NCBI's taxonomy places the organism in Eukaryota, Parabasalia, Trichomonadida, Trichomonadidae. Gene Ontology annotation, molecular function: protein binding. Bases 1 to 1464 code for a protein of 487 amino acids. The transcript has a single exon.
AUGCCUAUGUGCAAAGAAUACUCUGAAACGAUUCUUUCAUUGUAUAAGCUAAAUACAUUCGAUGACGAAGUAAUUGAUAAGAUUUGCAAUGAUAUCACAAAGAAUUUGAUACAAACAAAAUAUUUUACGCCAAUUCAAAUAAUAUCGAAAAUUUGCAAAAUAUGCAUUUAUAAUAAUCGUUUCAUUAAAUCAUAUUGGAAAAUUUUCAAACAAAUUUUUGACAAAUUUCAUCCCAAGCCAAAAAAUGAUAUUGGAUAUAUUUACGACUACUUUAUCCAUUGUGAAUCUGGAAUUCAUUUUAAUGAAGAAGAUCAAAAAUAUUUUGAACAAAACAGACCUUCGUACGAUAUCCCUUAUGAAUAUUCGAUCUACAGAGCAAUGAUGGAUGAUGACAAGAUAUCCUUUAUACAGUUUAUUGAAAGAAAUGAUUUUGAUGUUUAUGAAAAAAGAAGAUGCAUUUUUUAUCCACUAAGAGAUACAUAUGAUCAUAACGAUUAUUGUGAUGACUAUUCAUUACUUGAAUUGUGUUGUUAUCAUGGAGCUGCGAAAUGUUUUAAGCUUCUAAUGACAAAAUUCAACCCAAACAUCACUAGGCAAUGUCUUCAAUUUUCAUUUUUGGGUGGAAAUCCAGAGAUUAUGAAUGAAUGUUUGAAACAACUAGCACCAGACGAAAAGUGCAUGAAGUAUGCAAUUAUUUCACAUAAUAUCGACUUUGUAACAUUUUUAAUGAAUGAAUAUUCAUUAGAAAUUAAUCUGGAGUUGUGUCGCAAAUACAAUAAUAUCGAUGCAUUUUUAGUUUAUUUGGAUCAAACAAAUGAUAUUAACAAAUGUUUUGCUUUUUCACCAUGCUUUUGUAUUCCAUCUCUUUGCGAUUAUUUGCUUACACACGGUGCAAAUAUUGAUGCAAAAAGCUUAGAUGGAAUAAACUAUAAUAGGGAUAAAUAUUUUAGUCAUGCAGCCCUUUAUUAUGCAUUAAGGUAUGGAAAUGAAAAUGUUCUGGAAUUAUUCAUUUCAAAAGGUAUAAAUAUCUAUGAAAAAGAUCAACAUGAAAGAUCUGCACUUCAUAUUGCAGUAAUAUUCAAUAGGCUAGAAUUAUUGAAGAUUCUUUUGCCAUAUUUUGAAAACAUUAAUGUUAAGGAUAAAUUCUCGAUGACUCCUCUUUAUUAUUCUGUUGUAAUGAAUGAUAUACAAUCGACAAACUAUCUUAUUUGUAAUGGUGCUGAUAUCAAUACAUUAGACAAACAAAAAAGAACGCCUCUUCAUAUUGCAUGUUCAAACACUAAUUACAUAUGUGUAGGAUUCCAUUCAUAUGGAGUAGUUGCCAACAAAUGUGAUAUUGUAAAAUUGCUUAUUCAACAUGGAGCAGUAUUAAACCUCAAAGAUCAGUUUGAUAGAACAGCUCUUUACUAUGCAUCAGAAUCCCAAGAUAUUUCGGCAUUACUUAUAUCAAAUGGGGCAAUAUAA